AUGUAUAACAGCUCUAUAUGUUUUAAAUGGCGCGCAAGCUUUGUUAGUCUUCUACAAGUUACAAUUUACCACCAACAAGUAGCUCUGGAGUGUAUUUUGAUAGCAAUGGUUCAAACUACCGAAGUUAGCGGAAAACCUUACAUUCACGAUUAUGGGGCAAGACUAAGCGAAGGUGUGUCCUACCUAAAAGAGUCUCAAACCCUUAUUUGGGUCGACAUCUUUCUGAGUGAAAUACAUCUGGUGACGAACAUCGAUGACCCUAAGAGCUCACACAAGGUUGUCAAGAUCAAUUACGAAAACUACAUUGGUGAAUACCCUUGCGAUAAGGAUUUGCCUGAGCGCGUCGGGGUGGUGUUCCCUGUCGACUCCGCGAGUGGUGUGAAAGAUAUCUUCUUUGCCAGUAAGUACGGAAUCGGGCGGCUGUCGCUGGAAACAGCACAAUGGAAGUAUGAAGUUCUGUUCUCGUCCUGCGAGCAGACCAAAAACAAGGACUGGAAACGUCUCCGCUCCAACGACGGCAACGUCGCGCCCAACGGGGAUCUAUAUGUCGGCGUAAUGUUGGACUUCCAUAUCGACAUGGACCGCAGCGCGGAGCCAGAGGGCUGCUUUCUGCGCGUCGACCUCAAGAAGCGCGCUGUCGAACUUGUCAUGGACGGCUUGCACAUUCCUAAUGCCAUUAACUGGAAUCCUAAGAAAGAUACCAUUUUUCUAACGGACUCUCUGAACUACAAAAUCUGGACGGCUCCCUACGACUCCCACAGCGGGCUUCCCGCGCUAGCCCAGAAAAAAUCCUUCAUUGAAUUCAAGCCAUUGAACUCAGAGUGCUCGGAUCCUGAGCCUGAUGGAUCAUGCAUUGACCCCCGCAACGGCAACCUGUAUAGCGCCGUGUUCAGCUCUCACAAGGUUCAACUAUUUGACUCGCAGGGAACCCUGCAACGCAAUCUAGUUUUCCCAGACACCGCAAACGUUACGUGCUGUUGCUUGGGGCCAGGUGGUGACUUAUUUGUCACGACGGCUUCUCGCGAUGUACUUCAUGGCGUGAAAACUUCUGGGCCAAAUGGCGCUCUUUUCAGGGUUGCUGCGGAUCUGGUCUCUGACUCAGGCGACGUUCCAUCCUCAAAGCCCAACCCUGCUUUCUAG
Lachancea thermotolerans CBS 6340 is the source of this 1140-nucleotide messenger RNA. RefSeq names its product regucalcin. The coding region runs from base 1 to 1140 and encodes 379 amino acids. Gene Ontology annotation, biological process: L-ascorbic acid biosynthetic process. Gene Ontology annotation, molecular function: calcium ion binding; gluconolactonase activity. The record is from RefSeq and is a predicted model, not a curated record. NCBI's taxonomy places the organism in Eukaryota, Fungi, Ascomycota, Saccharomycetes, Saccharomycetales, Saccharomycetaceae. The transcript has a single exon.